Molecule: messenger RNA, 1322 nt
Organism: Pseudophryne corroboree (corroboree frog)
Lineage: Eukaryota; Metazoa; Chordata; Amphibia; Anura; Myobatrachidae
Gene: APTX
Product: aprataxin
Exons: 8
Coding region: 186-1220 (344 amino acids)
Biological process (GO): single strand break repair
Cellular component (GO): nucleus
Molecular function (GO): mismatched DNA binding; protein binding; single-stranded DNA binding
Source: RefSeq, a predicted model, not a curated record
AUGAAACGCAGCGCUCGGCGUGUGAUGGAACGCAGCAGCGCCCCGCCCCUGUGUCUGCAGUGCAUUCGGCCCGGUGUCUAGUACUACGGUGGCGUCUAGUUUGUACUACUGCUGCGUCCAGCUGUGCCUGUGUGUGGUGAGAGCCGGCGUCUGCAGUCCCGAGCAGUGCGGCAGCGUUAGUGACAAUGCUUGAAUGCUGGUUAGUGAGUAAAGAAAAUGCAUGUCAUAGAAUCAAACUACCUCAUGCAGAGGCAGUGGUAAUUGGACGAGGACCAGAGACGAAAAUAGUGGAUAAAAAGUGUUCCAGACAACAAGUGCAUCUGACUUCUGAUUGCAACAAAGGUUUUGUGAGAGUCAGACAGAUAGGAACUAAUCCAACCAGUAUUGACUCUGUGGACAUUGGUAAAGAUCAGGAAGUGAAGUUGAAGCCUGGCCAUGUUUUAUAUGUGGUGAAUAAGCUAUUCCCUUACACGGUACAAUUUUUAAAUAAACCAGAAGCCCCAGACUCACAACACCUCCAGCAGAAGAAGAGCAGCAAGAGGUCACACCAGAGCUCUGUAAAUGCUAGCAUGGAAGCCUCUGCAAAGUGCUCCAGACUGGAAUCUGAUGAUGUGCUGAACAAUAGCAAGAGUAUGGAGAACACCAGAGCUGAAAAGAAACCACAUGGGCAUGAGGUUAAAAGUCAAGGACACUGGAGCCAAGGGCUUAAAGUUUCCAUGCAGGAUCCAGAAUUGCAGGUUUUUAAAGAUGACAAAGUUGUGGUGAUCAAGGACAAAUACCCCAAAUCACGAUACCACUGGUUGGUCUUACCAUGGGAAUCCAUCUCCAACUUGAAGGUGCUGCGAGCAGAACAUCUGGACUUACUAGAGCACAUGCAUUCAGUGGGAGAGAAGAUUGCACAGCAGCACUCAACGCUUAGCAGAGCACAGUUUAGAUUAGGUUACCAUGCUAUUCCCAGCAUGAGCCAUGUUCAUUUACAUGUUAUCAGUCAAGAUUUUGAUUCUCCAUGCCUUAAAGUGAAGAAGCACUGGAACUCUUUCACCACUGACUAUUUUUUAGAGUCUGAGGAGAUCAUAGAUAUGAUCAAAUUAAGAGGAAAAGUGACAGUGAAAGAUGGAGUUGCUGAACUUCUGAAAUCGUCUCUCCAGUGCAACGUGUGCAGAUUGCCUCAAGCCACCAUCCCACAGUUAAAGGAACAUCUGAAGAAACACUGGAGUUAGUAGAAAUGACAUUUACAAAAAUGUACAUGAUUCAGUGUAUGUAACUGCAGAGUUAAUAAGUCUGUUACUUUAACUUCUUUGCAAUAAAUUUUCUUUUUAUUA